Loxodonta africana (African savanna elephant) is the source of this 2715-nucleotide messenger RNA. It is a transcript of the gene CDC123, whose product is annotated as cell division cycle 123. The transcript is spliced from 13 exons. Lineage: Eukaryota; Metazoa; Chordata; Mammalia; Proboscidea; Elephantidae. The record is from RefSeq and is a predicted model, not a curated record. Gene Ontology annotation, cellular component: cytoplasm. The coding region runs from base 216 to 1226 and encodes 336 amino acids.
CCGGGACCCAAACUCUGUGUGUGUGCGUGUGCGUGUGUGAGUGUGCGUGCUGAAAGUACCUUCCCCUUUCCAUUUUCUUCUAGCGCCUCUUUGAUCUGCAGACCGGAAGAAUCCUUGAACCAAAAUAGCUCGGCGGACACUUCCGGGACCAGAUACCAGGGUUCCGGGAGAGUGCUGGAAGAAGAGGGAAAGGCAGUGGCGGUGGCAGUUGGAGAAUGAAGAAGGAGCAUGUGCUGCACUGUCAGUUUUCCGCGUGGUAUCCGCUGUUCCGAAGCCUCACCAUCAAGAGUGUCAUUCUUCCACUUCCUCAGAAUGUGAAGGAUUACUUACUCGAUGAUGGAACUCUGGUGGUUUCAGGAAGGGAAGACCCACCAACACGUUCUCAGCCAGACAGUGAUGAUGAGGCAGAAGAAAUACAGUGGUCAGAUGAUGAGAACACGGCCACACUGACGGCACCAGAAUUUCCUGAGUUCACCACUAAAGUUCAAGAAGCUAUCAAUUCCUUAGGGGGCAGUGUAUUUCCUAAGCUUAACUGGAGUGCUCCAAGGGAUGCAUACUGGAUAGCAAUGAAUAGUUCUCUGAAAUGUAAAACCCUCAGCGACAUCUUUCUACUUUUCAAGAGUUCUGAUUUCAUCACUCGUGACUUCACUGAACCAUUUAUGCAUUGUACUGAUGAUACCCCAGAUCCUUGUAUGGAAUUUGAGCUUGUUCUUCGGAAAUGGUGUGAAUUAAUUCCUGGGGCUGAGUUCCGAUGUUUUGUCAAGGAAAACAAGCUUAUUGGUAUUUCUCAAAGGGACUAUACACAAUACUAUGAUCAUAUUUCUAAACAAAAGGAAGAAAUUUGCAGAUCCAUACAAGCCUUUUUCAAGAAGCACAUCCAGUAUAAAUUCCUAGAUGAAGACUUUGUAUUUGAUAUAUAUCGAGACAGUAGGGGUAAGGUGUGGCUAAUUGAUUUUAAUCCAUUUGGUGAAGUAACAGAUUCACUGCUGUUUACUUGGGAAGAACUGAUAUCUGGAAAAAACUUGAAAGCUGAUCUUAAUGAAGGAGAUGCUCUGGAGCAGGAUUCUCCAGCUUUUCGUUGUACAAACAGUGAAGUUACAGUACAACCCAGUCCUUACCUGAGCUAUCGACUGCCCAAGGAUUUUGUAGACCUCUCUACUGGUGAAGAUGCUUAUAAACUCAUAGAUUUUCUUAAAGUGAAAAGAAAUCAGCAAGAGGAUGAGUGAUUAGCAUUCAAGACCAAGUUAAAGAGGAAGCCGUCCCCUACACCAGGAGACUGUUCAUAGGCCACAACUUCCUAUCAAUCCUAAUCUGAUGGGGGUGGGAGCGGGCAGUGUGGAAAUCAAUAGCUUUUUAUAUUCAUGUAUAUUAAUUUGGGAUAAAAAUGGAGGGACUUUGCUACUUGUAAAAACUAACAAUAAAUAGAUCGUAAACACAGGAAACCAUGCUGUUCUGAUGAUAAAGUAUUUUUUAUGAAACACUUGCUAUUUUGGCGCGGCCUAUUUAUCUAGGUUUCUUGUGCUGGUAUUUUUGUACCUAUCAAGUAGAUGGGCAGAUUUAUAUUUGUUAUACAGAAAUGGAUUCUCUAUUAAUUGCUUCUCCACUAAAAAAAAAAUAGAACCGUAUUUACUAUAGAAAAUAUUUUUUCUACUUUGAGGUUUUUCUUAUAAUUUUCCUAUCAGGUUAGCUUCAGUUUCGGCAUAGCUGAAAGAAUGUAGACUUCUCAGACUGUCAGAUAAUCAUGAAAAUUUAUGUGUAUCAUAACCACCUUACUGUAUAUUAGUAAAACUGUCAUAGAUUUGGAGCCCUGGUGGUGCAGUGGUUAAGAACUCAGCUGCUAACCAAAAGGUCUGCAGUUUGAGUUCGAAUCCACGAGCUGCUCCUUAGAAAGCCUAUGGGGUAGUUCUACUCUGUCUAUAGGGUUGCUGGGAGUCAGAAUUGACUCAGUGGCAAUAGGUUUGGUUUGGUUUGGUUUAUCACAGAUUUAAUUACAAUUUGGCCUUUAAAAAAAAUUGGAAUUUUUGAGGGUAGACUCCCUUUUUUCAACCACCAUUUUAGUCGCCAUUCUCUAGUGCUCUAAAUGAUGAUGAUGAUGAUAUCUAGUUUACUAAACACUUGCUGUGUGCCAGGUACCUGCUGUGUUUUUUGUGUAUUAUUUUAUAUCAACCACAGUUUGAAGGAAAUACACAAUUUCCCAGGGUAAUGUGGUAUCAAAGAAUAUUUUACUAGUGGGAGUUAUGUUUCUUAUCACGUGAUGACACAUCCGGGUGCUGCCCAUAGGAAGAUGUAGAGAGCAGUGAGGCAGAGUUUCCUCUUUCUUUGCAGUGAAGGCAGGUUAUGUGUAAUAGUGGAGAUAGUCCUUUUUGGUUAUCUCGAACUCUUUGACUUUGUGUGUGGUUUCACAGCUACAACCACUGAUACAAGUAUUUUGAAUACAAAAAUACAAAGUUAAGGUUGUGAUCUUUGUAUUCCGUGUAUCAAAUGCCAUUUCUGAGGCCACUUAUUUGAGUGAGGGUACAGGCUCACUCAAAAAAAAAAAAAAAAGCUCAUGCCGUAGAAAAAAAUGCUUUUUGUUUUUUAAGCUGCUCAUAGGUGUCUGUUCAUCUAUGAUGGAGGGAUUUAGUAUUGUGAGUUGAUUUAAGAUUAGAACUGAAAGUUGGCUUCUCCAAAAUUACGCAAGUGGAAAAAAAAAAAAAGUAAAUGUGUUUGGUACCA